Molecule: messenger RNA, 1725 nt
Organism: Rhodamnia argentea
Lineage: Eukaryota; Viridiplantae; Streptophyta; Magnoliopsida; Myrtales; Myrtaceae
Product: transcription factor bHLH30-like
Exons: 3
Coding region: 633-1418 (261 amino acids)
Biological process (GO): regulation of DNA-templated transcription
Molecular function (GO): DNA-binding transcription factor activity; protein dimerization activity
Source: RefSeq, a predicted model, not a curated record
UGCUAAUUAAAGACCUUUUCCAAGUUUGGCUUUGGAUUCUUUUGGUCCCAAUGGAUACCUUCCCUCACAAAAGGCUUCCAUGAUAAACGCCAGAUUCAACCCUUGCUCUCUCCCUAUUUAUACGCACUUCAUCAGGUCCUCUCAUCUCGCAAAAGCUCCCAAACUCGGUCGUCCACUCUGUGCUUCGAAACCCUAGUCGGAAUCCCAAAGAAACAGCCGAGAGUUUCAAAAGGAAUCAAGAAGACGACUUCGCACCUUUCUAAACGCCAUACCCACUUCCCAAGAACCAAAACUUUGAACCUCUCCUCGAUCGGAACGAUGGCAUUCAAGACAAUAAAGAAGAAGAUGUGGAUCUUCUCUCUCUGAAAAUCUCACCCUCUCUCGAUCUCGAUCUCGAAACCAUUUCUUGAUCCUUGUCUUGUCUCGUGAUGGAAGUUAUGACCAUUAUUGCAAUAUCACUUACCAGCACCAUCCGGAAAGCCAGCAACCAGCACAACUUCCCCCUCCAAAAGCUCUCCUUCUGGUUCGCCCCCACCAGCCGCCCGCCCGGCGCUUCCAAGUUCGACCCCUGAAAAAGUUCCGCUUUCUUCUGCUGUCACUUAGUUUUAUUUAGGAGACUGAAAAGUUUCUACAUGGCUCUUUACACUGAUCGUUGUGAACCGGGUUUGUAUGGAUCGGACCCGCAUCAAAUGUUCGACCCCUUCUCGCGGGCUAAUGGGUCGGUGCCGGAGGUGGCCACACCGCAGUCGUUGGUGUUGGAUGGUGAGAAGAGCGAGCUCGUGAUCAAGGCUCCGAAUAGAGUGGCGAAGAAGAAUGUUUCGGAGGAGAAGGCGUUGGCGGCGUUGAGGAAUCAUAGUGAGGCCGAGAGGCGGCGGAGAGAGAGGAUCAAUUCACAUCUAGCCACUCUCCGCGGCUUAGUUCCCUGCGAUGACAAGAUGGACAAAGCCACAUUGCUUGCUCAUGUCAUCGAGGAGGUAAAAGAGCUGAAGAAGAAAGCAGCAGCGGCAAGUGAAGGCCUUCUUGUGCCUAUGGACGCCGACGAGGUCAAAGUUGAGCCGCUCGAUGACGCCGUGGGAAAUGGUACGUUUUCUUUCAAGGCAUCCAUCUGUUGCGAAUAUCGACCCGAGCUGCUUUCUGAUCUCAGGCAGGCUAUCGAUGCCCUCCGCCUGAAGAUUGUGAAGGCCGAGAUAUCGACCCUCGAAAGUCGCUUGAGGAAUGACUUCAUCUUCUCAAGCGGCAAAGACGAGUUUAGCUACCGCUCAAGUGUGGAACGGCAGCUCCUCGCGAGCUCGAUUCGCCAGGCUCUCUGUAAUGUCCUGGCUAAGACUUCUAUCUCGACCGAGUACUCGCCAAGAACGACACUCCCGAGUAAACGGCGAAGAGUCUCUUUCCUCGAUUCCUCGAGCCCUUCGUUGUGAGUGAUCGGAUAGCGAAUCCGGUGAUGUAACAGGUGUCUGUGUACGUAGUUAAGAUUAGUCCUUUCAGAGAUAUUGAACGUUCGACAUGUAAAAGCAGAAGAAGAAAUUGUACGAGACUUGUGCUGGGGUUUGGUGUCUGCCGUGAUGUGUAACAUUAAGUGUGUUGUAUAACCUAUUCUAGAUUCGGUUCGUGCUUGAAUAAAAGGGAGGGAACUAAGUUCUACUGUGAAUUUGUCAUGCAAGGUUAAUUUCAUACAGGGCAAAGAAUUUUGAGAAAUCAUUAUUCUAUGGAAAGUAUUUAUUUAGU